This is a messenger RNA of Pisolithus orientalis, 862 nucleotides long. RefSeq names its product Triosephosphate isomerase. Gene Ontology annotation, cellular component: cytosol. The record is from RefSeq and is a predicted model, not a curated record. Gene Ontology annotation, molecular function: triose-phosphate isomerase activity. The transcript has 6 exons. Bases 81 to 836 code for a protein of 251 amino acids. Gene Ontology annotation, biological process: glyceraldehyde-3-phosphate biosynthetic process; glycolytic process; glycerol catabolic process. NCBI's taxonomy places the organism in Eukaryota, Fungi, Basidiomycota, Agaricomycetes, Boletales, Pisolithaceae.
UCAAAAGCCCUACCACUGCCAUCGAAAAAGCUUCGGAUGCUUCGACCACUCCGUUCUACUUUCAGAGUAAGCCAACAGCCAUGCCUCGUCAAUUCUUUGUCGGUGGAAACUUCAAGAUGAACCCGAUUUCUCGGGCACAGAAGAAGAUCAUCGCCAACGAGCUGAAUGCCGCCGAUCUAGACCCCAACACUGAGGUCGUCAUCGCCCCUCCAUCGCUGUACCUCCUUCCCCUGAAGGAUAUCGUGAGGGACGACAUCAAAGUUUCCGCUCAGAACUGCUACUGCAAAACAUCCGGAGCGUAUACCGGCGAGAUCAGCUCUGCACAGCUCGCUGAUGCCGGUGUUCCCUACGUGAUCAUUGGCCAUUCCGAACGCCGAACUCUCUUCCAUGAAUCGUCAGAGUUAGUCGCCCAGAAAACGAAAGCCGCCCUAGAUGGAAGUCUAUCGGUCAUCCUUUGUGUCGGAGAGACCUUGCAGGAACGUGAGGCGGAGAAGACUACUCAGGUCGUCGAGAGCCAGCUGCGGGCAGUUGUUACCGUUCUGAACGAAAGAGACUGGGACCGAGUCGUGAUCGCUUAUGAGCCAGUGUGGGCAAUAGGCACAGGGAGAGUCGCUACUGCCGCUCAGGCUCAGGAGGUUCACGCCCACAUUCGUCAUUAUUUGUCAACCGCCGUGUCUGCUGCUGUUUCCGAGAACACGAGGAUCAUAUACGGUGGGAGCGUCACAGCGUCCAACUGCAAGGAGUUGUCUACUCAGAUUGAUGUAGACGGAUUCCUCGUCGGUGGGGCAUCGUUGAAGCCAGAGUUUGUGGACAUCAUCAAUGUGAAGAGAAACUAGACUGUAGUCCGUGAAUAUGUACAAGU